AUGGCCUCCGCUGCUCCUCCCCUCCUCCCCACCUCCGUCCCGGCCGCCGCCCCCGCCACCGUCCUCUCCGCCGCUCUCGACGCCGCCACCUCCAUCGCCUCCCCGGACCCGGCCGCCACGCGCGCCUUCCUGGGCCGCGUCUACGACUCCGCCAAGCGCUCCCUCUCGGGCGCCCGCCCCUGGCCGGAGCUCCUGGACCGCGCCGCGCUCUCCCGCCCGGACUCCCUCUCCGACGCCACCGCGCGCCUCCGCAAGAACCUCGCCUACUUCCGCGUCAACUACGCCGCGCUCGUCGCGCUCUCCCUCGCCGUCGCGCUCCUCGCCCACCCCUUCUCCCUCGCCGCCCUCCUCGCGCUCCUCGCCGCCUGGUGCUUCCUCUACCUGCUCCGCCCCACCGACGCCGCCCCGCUCGUCGCCUUCGGACGCACCUUCUCCGACAGGGAGACGCUCGGCGGCCUCAUCGCCGCCUCCGUCUUCAUCGUCUUCCUCACCUCCGUCGGCGGGAUCAUCUUCUCCGCGCUCGCGCUCGGCGCCGCCAUCGUCUGCGCGCACGGGGCAUUCCGCGUGCCAGAGGACCUCUUCCUCGACGAGGUGCCCGACCAGGGCCUCGGAGGAGGCGGCGCCACCCUCAACCUGCUCUCCUUCAUCAACGGCGCCACCGGAGGACGCGUCUGAGUCCACCUCUCCGCUCUGCUCUGCUCUGCUCCUCCGAAGAGACGAGUCCUCGUUGGCUUGUUUCAGAUCGUCAUAUGUACUACAAGGAGAAGAAGAUUAGGAGACGAUGAAUUCAUGUUAUACAACAGAUACAGUAUUAUACACAUAAGAAACGAACCCUGCCUGCUGGAUCUAGUUUUGUUUCAUUUUUUUGCAUUUCAUAUUGCUGUAUGGUGACAAGGUUGAGCUUAUUACUAGUAUUGAGAUUCUUAUGAUAAAUCUCGAAAACAAAUUUUCA
Molecule: messenger RNA, 952 nt
Organism: Lolium rigidum
Lineage: Eukaryota; Viridiplantae; Streptophyta; Magnoliopsida; Poales; Poaceae
Product: PRA1 family protein B2-like
Exons: 1
Coding region: 1-675 (224 amino acids)
Biological process (GO): vesicle-mediated transport
Cellular component (GO): endoplasmic reticulum; Golgi apparatus
Source: RefSeq, a predicted model, not a curated record